Hirsutella rhossiliensis is the source of this 1695-nucleotide messenger RNA. Its product is annotated as glutamine amidotransferase domain-containing protein. Gene Ontology annotation, molecular function: amidophosphoribosyltransferase activity. The coding region runs from base 1 to 1695 and encodes 564 amino acids. The transcript has 6 exons. Lineage: Eukaryota; Fungi; Ascomycota; Sordariomycetes; Hypocreales; Ophiocordycipitaceae. Gene Ontology annotation, cellular component: cytoplasm. The record is from RefSeq and is a predicted model, not a curated record. Gene Ontology annotation, biological process: purine nucleobase biosynthetic process; purine nucleotide biosynthetic process.
AUGUGCGGCAUCGUCGCUCUCAUCUUGGCCGACACCGACUCGCACAAUGCCGACGCGGCCGUCGACCUGCAUGAAAGCCUCUAUUACCUUCAGCACAGAGGCCAAGAUGCGUGUGGCAUCACCACCUGCGGCGCGGGCGGCAGAAUCUUCCAGUGCAAGGGCAAUGGCAUGGUAGCCAAGGUAUUUGGAGAUGGCAAGCGCGUCGCCGACCUCCCGGGAUACAUGGGCAUCGCCCAUCUUCGCUACCCGACCGCGGGAACGAGCUCGAGCGCAGAGUCGCAGCCCUUCUACGUCAACUCGCCCUAUGGAAUAUGUUGCGCUCACAACGGAAACAUCACCAAUGCCCCCGAGCUGCGCCGUUUCCUCGACCAAGAGGCGCACCGCCACGUCAACACCGACUCCGACAGCGAACUGAUGCUUAACAUUUUUGCCAACGCGCUCAACGAAACCGGCAAGGCCCGAGUCAACGUCGACGACAUCUUCAAGGCCCUGACCAAGAUGUAUCAGAAAUGCGAGGGAGCAUGGGCCAACACAGCCAUGAUUGCCGGCUUCGGCAUUUUCGCUUUCCGCGACUCCUUUGGUAUCCGGCCUCUGGUCAUGGGCAGUCGGCCCUCGGCGACGGUCCAAGGUGGGACCGAUUACAUGCUGGCGUCUGAGAGCAUCGCACUUCGCCAAGUGGGCUUCAAGGAUAUUCGAGACAUUCUCCCAGGCGAGGCAGUCUUUAUUCAAAAAGGCGGAAAGCCCGAGUUUCGGCAAGUGGCGGAGCGCCAGGCAUAUUCGCCAGACAUCUUCGAGUACGUCUACUUUGCCCGGCCAGACACGGUCAUGGACGGCAUCUCGAUCCACACGAGCAGACAACACAUGGGCGUCAAACUGGCCAAGAAGCUCAAGGACACCCUUGGCGAAGACGGCAUCAAGGAAAUCGACGUCUUCAUCCCAGUGCCAGAAACGAGCAACACCGCCGCCUCCGUCGUGUCCGAGCAGCUCGGCAAGCCCUUUUCCAACGGAUUCGUCAAGAACCGCUAUGUGUACAGGACCUUUAUCCUGCCCGGGCAAAAGGCGCGAGAAAAGGGCGUUCGAAGAAAACUGAGCGCCAUGGAAUCCGAGUUCCAGGGACGCGUUGUAUGCUUGGUAGAUGAUUCCAUCGUUCGCGGUACGACAAGCAGAGAGAUUGUGAGCAUGGCGCGGGAGGCUGGUGCCCGCAAGGUCAUCUUUGCGAGCUGCGCGCCCCCCAUUACGUAUCCGCACGUCCAUGGCAUUGACCUCGCCAGCUCGAAUGAGCUCAUCGCGCACGGCAAGACUAGACAGGAUAUCGCAAAGCACAUCAACGCCGACGACGUCAUAUACCAGGAUCUCGAGGAUCUCAAGGCCGCCUGCACAGAGUCUUCGCCUCAAGGGCACAUCAAGGACUUUGAGGUGGGCGUCUUCUGCGGCGAGUACAAGACGGGGCUUCCCGACGGCUACCUGGAGCACCUGGAUCGGAUACGGAAGAAGAAGUCGAAGCCGGCGGCAUUUGCAAGUGCUCAGCAGCCGAGUACGAAUGGGAACGGCAGGCCCGUACAUACAGUCGCCGACAGCCCGCCGGCCAUCGUCAACGGACGACAUGACGUGGCUUCGCUAGCAUCAACCAUAGAGCCCCGGAGCCCCGAGCACCGUGAGGACGUCGGUCUUCACAAUCUGGCGAUGGACCCGUAG